This is a messenger RNA of Apodemus sylvaticus (European woodmouse), 983 nucleotides long. RefSeq names its product ribosomal protein L6 (gene Rpl6). The coding region runs from base 52 to 945 and encodes 297 amino acids. Lineage: Eukaryota; Metazoa; Chordata; Mammalia; Rodentia; Muridae. Gene Ontology annotation, molecular function: structural constituent of ribosome. Gene Ontology annotation, biological process: translation. Gene Ontology annotation, cellular component: ribosome. The record is from RefSeq and is a predicted model, not a curated record. The transcript has 7 exons.
UUGCUUAUAGACCGGAAGCCACUGCCUUAGUUCUCUUUCCCGUCUUACAAGAUGGCGGGUGAAAAGGCGGAGAAGCCUGAUACGAAGGAGAAGAAACCUGCGGCUAAGAAGGCUGGUGGUGAUGCCGCCCCCCGUUCCCGGGCCGCUGGUGCAGCCAAAAAGCGUAGCGCUAAGGCUAAAAAACCCAAGAAGGCCAAGCCCCAUUGCAGCCGAAAUCCUGUCCUGGUUAGAGGAAUUGGCAGGUACUCCCGAUCUGCUAUGUAUUCCAGAAAGGCCUUGUACAAGAGGAAGUACUCAGCUGCCACCACCAAGGUUGAAAAGAAGAAGAAAAAGGAGAAGGUCCUUGCUACUGUCACAAAAACAGUCGGUGGGGACAAGAACGGUGGCACCCGGGUGGUGAAGCUUCGAAAAAUGCCCAGGUAUUACCCUACGGAAGACGUGCCCCGGAAGCUGCUGAGCCAUGGCAAAAAGCCCUUCAGCCAGCACGUGAGGAGGCUGCGCUCCAGCAUCACUCCUGGGACCGUCCUGAUCAUCCUCACUGGGCGCCACAGGGGCAAGAGAGUGGUUUUCCUGAAGCAGCUGGGAAGUGGCUUGCUGCUUGUGACUGGACCACUUGCCAUCAACAGAGUCCCUCUGCGCCGAACACACCAGAAGUUUGUCAUUGCCACCUCUACAAAAGUUGAUAUUAGUGAGGUUAAAAUCCCCAAACACCUGACUGAUGCUUACUUCAAGAAGAAGCAGCUGCGCAAGCCCAGGCAUCAGGAGGGUGAGAUCUUCGACACAGAGAAGGAGAAAUACGAGAUUACAGAGCAGCGAAAGGCUGAUCAGAAAACUGUGGACUCGCAGAUUUUGCCAAAGAUUAAAGCUGUUCCUCAGCUCCAGGGCUACCUGCGAUCUCAGUUCUCCCUGACAAACGGGAUGUAUCCUCACAAACUGGUGUUCUAAAUUGCUUACAACCUAAUUAAACAGCUUCCUGUGUUUUU